Messenger RNA from Musa acuminata AAA Group (dessert banana), 3119 nucleotides. RefSeq names its product serine/threonine-protein kinase EDR1-like. Gene Ontology annotation, molecular function: protein kinase activity; ATP binding. The transcript has 17 exons. Gene Ontology annotation, biological process: protein phosphorylation; signal transduction. Bases 426 to 2852 code for a protein of 808 amino acids. Lineage: Eukaryota; Viridiplantae; Streptophyta; Magnoliopsida; Zingiberales; Musaceae. The record is from RefSeq and is a predicted model, not a curated record. Gene Ontology annotation, cellular component: cytoplasm.
UUCCUUCGCCGCCUCUCCAAUCGCAGCUCGACUCGGCAUCUCCGAUACUCUCGGUCUCGCUGCUCUCCGCGCUCCCUUCCUCGAGUCCACCCCUCGGGAUCGCGAUCGGUCUUCGGGCCGCGGGAUUCAGGUCCGCGGAUCUGAGAGGCGGGUUCCUUUCCCCAAGAUCUGGAUUCUUGGACGAAUCGGCCGGCCGAAUUUGUUCUUCUUCGGGCAUGAAUUGAUACGAGGAUCUUUGUGGAUUGGGUUCCCUGAUUCAUGUUUAUGCAGAUCAAUAAAGAUGACCAGUAUGUUGGCAAAAAGUGACAGAAAAGAAAGAGCAUUCAGACCAAUGUGGAACUGUCUAAGAUGGUCAUAUAGGUACUGCUUCGUUUUCAUGGGGUGACAACUGGGCAAGAUGCUCUUUCAUUUCAUAUUUUUGGAAGAUGGAGAUGACAGGUGAUUCAGCACUAUCUGAACAAGGGACUUCUAGUUCCACUUGGUGGUCCUCAGACUUUGUAGAAAGCUUUGAGUCUGUUUCUUUGGAUCCACGAGAAGAGACUGCAUGCAAUAUUGGUAAAGCUGAACUCUCAUGUCAUACUGCUUCACAGAUAUUGUGGUCCACUGGAACAUUUUCUGGAUCAAUACCGAAUGGGUUUUAUUCUGUCAUUCCAGAUAAAAAGCUUAAGGAGCUUUAUGAGACUAUCCCAUCACCAGAUGACAUUUAUUCUCUUGGUAUGGAGGGAUUUAAGGCUGAUAUCAUUCUUGUGGAUGCGGAGAAAGACAAGAAGCUUUGUAUGUUGAAGCAGUUGAGUGCAGCCAUGGUGAAAGGAUUGCACAGUAAUCCUGCUUUCCUAAUUAAAAAAAUUGCUGGUUUGGUUUUUGAUGCCUAUAAACGCCCGACUUCAGAGUUAAGUCCUGCAAAAGCUGCAGCAGAGGAUAUUUCUCACUGGAUGGAUAAUAAAGGCGUCCAACUUUUGGGGCAGAUUAGGCAUGGAUCAUGUCGACCUAGAGCAAUUUUGUUUAAAGUUCUUGCCGAUUCUGUCGGUCUUGAGAGUAAACUUGUAGUGGGCCUACCUAGUGAUGGUGGUGUUGAAUGUGCAGAUUCUUACAAGCAUAUGUCUGUGGUAGUUACUCUGAAUUCUGUGGAAUUGCUUGUUGAUCUGAUGCGCUUCCCUGGGCAAUUAAUCCCAUUUUCCACCAAAGCUAUAUUUAUAUCCCACAUUUCUGCAGCAGGGGAGAGUGACUCUGCUGAGAAUGACUCUUGUGAUUCUCCCCUCGAACCCAAUAGUCCACUAUACGGGCUUCCUGACAAAUUGGAAGCUGAAGGCAGUCCUGAGCAAGAUGAAAAUCCCCAGUCUUUGUAUCAGAGAAGAGUUGAUGCAUCAUCUAAUCUAACUGGUCCAACACUACGUAAUAUUAUGCUGAGAUCUACAACUUUUACUGAAAGAAAGUUAAGUGCAUCUCAUAGUGAACCAAACAUCGCAAAUGCUAUUGGGAGGCACAGCCACAGGAAGGCUGUUGCGGGACAACUGCGCACUGCUAGUUCAAGUCCAGAGCAUCCCCUCUCUAGAGCACGGGGGCGUUCCAUACUUAGUGGCGACAGGCAGUUAUUUAGAGAAUAUACGGAUGGUGUAGCUGCAUCAAGAUCUGAUGGCGCAUCAACUUCUGAUGUUCCUAGGAUACGAAGAAGAAGCAUCAGCAUUACGCCUGAAAUUGGUGAUGAUAUUGUGAGGGCUGUUCGAGCAAUGAAUGAAACUCUGAAGCAAAAUCGUCUCCUACGGGAUCGUGGUGAUGAAAGUUCAUGUUUGUUCUCCACAAAAGACAAGAAUCAGUUGAAUGAUCCACCAAAUAAUGAUGAAGCACCUUUUCAACAUUCUGGGGCAUAUAAUAGCUUAAGAAAACAGUCAGGUUCCAAUCAGAAGGCUAUAUCAUUGCCUUCCUCUCCCCAUGAGUAUAGUAGUACGAGUACUGAGAGAAAUGGAGAUUCUUCAAGAGCAGAAGACAUGGUUUUAACAUGGAACAAAGUUUUGCAGUCAUCAUCAUUUCUUAAUAAGCCUUUGUUACCUUUUGAAGAAUGGAACAUUGAUUUCUCAGAAUUAACUGUCGGCACACGUGUUGGAAUAGGUUUCUUUGGUGAAGUUUUCCGUGGGAUCUGGAAUGGUACUGAUGUUGCAAUAAAAGUCUUUCUGGAACAAGAUCUGACAACGGAAAACAUGGAAGAUUUUUGCAAUGAGAUCUACAUUCUAAGCCGUCUUCGACAUCCAAAUGUCAUUUUAUUUCUCGGUGCAUGCAUGAGGCCUCCUCACCUGUCGAUGGUAACUGAAUAUAUGGAGAUGGGAUCUUUGUAUUAUCUUAUGCAUAUGAGUGGCCAGAAAAAAAAGCUGAGCUGGCGUAAGAGAUUAAAAAUGCUUCGUGACAUAUGCAGAGGAUUAAUGUGCAUACAUCGAAUGAAAAUAGUCCAUCGUGAUCUUAAAAGUGCAAACUGUCUUGUGGAUAAACACUCGACAGUUAAGAUAUGUGAUUUUGGGCUUUCUCGAGUCAUGAUAGAUGGUCCCUUGAGAGAUAACUCAUCUGCUGGCACCCCAGAAUGGAUGGCUCCUGAACUCAUACGCAAUGAACCAUUUACAGAAAAAUGCGACAUUUUCAGCCUUGGUGUCAUAAUAUGGGAGCUUUGCACUCUCAAUAGGCCAUGGGAAGGCAUUCCUUCUGUUCAAGUGAUAUAUGCAGUUGCCAAUGAAGGAACACGUCUGGAGAUUCCUGAAGGUCCUCUUGGCAAGCUAAUCUCAGAUUGUUGGGCAGAACCACAUGAACGACCAAGCUGUCAGGAAAUCCUCGCCCGCCUGCUCGACUGUGAGUACACCUUGUCUUGAUCUUUACAUCGUAGCAUCACGUGUACAGCAAGCCCAACUGUUUCCAUUGUUGUAGAUCUUCUUCUUCUUGUUCUUUUGGUGUAACCAUGUAAUACAAAAUUUUCAAGCAUCCUCCAAGUGCAAAUUUUUGUGUCAUUGUCUGUUAAAGAAUGAGCACCAAGUGUUUCUUGAAAUAUAUAAAUGUACCGAGGGUGUGAGGCACGGCUGUUACCGUAUUGGACUUUAUUUUUGUUGCAAGGAAUUAAGCUUGGUGACUUGUAUGGCCUC